Erythranthe guttata (spotted monkey flower) is the source of this 2071-nucleotide messenger RNA. RefSeq lists its product as uncharacterized. The record is from RefSeq and is a predicted model, not a curated record. NCBI's taxonomy places the organism in Eukaryota, Viridiplantae, Streptophyta, Magnoliopsida, Lamiales, Phrymaceae.
AAUUCCCGGAUUACAUAAACAAAUAUCUUGUAAUUAAUUGGUAAAAGUAAUAACAGAGGCAAAUACCAAGUCCCCCUCGAUACAUGAAAAUGACAUAAAUACCCCCAACAAACUCACCUUUCUCACAGAAAGUAGUGGGUAAAUUCGACAUUUACUAAAAACAAAAACCAAUAGUGACAAUCCACCAUGCGAAUCAAUUGACCCCAGCAGCAAUUAACGUUGUCCGAAUAUUUUUUUAUUCCUCCUUUAAACCUCCGUUGAACUUCACCCAUCUUCCCCAAUGUCUCUGCCGUUUCAUUUUUAACUUUUCUUUUUAAUUUUCUCCCGAAUCAAUUACUGAUUACACAGAGAUAGAUAGAUAGAUACACGCAGGUACUGUGUGUAAUUGUGUGUAAUUGUGUUGGAGAUGAUGAAUUGGAGGAGAGUAUUCAAGUCCCUCCAAGUGCUGUUGGCUCAUGGAUUGCUUUUCUCUUUCACUCUUAUUCUCUCUCUCAAGCUUCAUCACUCUCUUAAUUACUCUUGGUGGUUGAUAUUUUCGCCACUCUGGUUAUUUCAUGCUGUUGUGGCUAGAGGCAGAUUCUCCUUACCUGCCCCGUCGAUGCCUCAUGGUCGCUAUUGGGCACCAUUUCAUGCGAUUGUGGCUGCUCCAUUGCUUGUUGCUUUUGAACUUCUCCUUUGUGUACAUCUUGAGAGAAGAUACGCUGUAAAUUUGAAGAUUGUAUUCAUGCCUUUGCUAGCACUAGAAAUCGCAAUUUUGGUCGACAAUAUAAGGAUGUGUAGGACACUUAUGCCUGGAGACGAAGAAAACAUCAGCGACGAGGCAAUAUGGGAAACACUUCCUCACUUCUGGGUUUCGAUUUCGAUGGUUUUCUUCAUAGCUGCUACAGCGUUCACGCUUCUCAAGCUAUGCGGUGAUGUGGAGGCUCUUGGAUGGUGGGACCUCUUCAUUAAUUACGGUGUUGCAGAGUGCUUCGCGUUUCUUAUAUGCACAAAGUGGUACAAUCCCGCAAUUCACAGACGCUCCCAUCUCGCACGAGCAUCUUCAUCUUCCACGAGUAUUCGAUAUUUAAACUGGAGUAGUAACAACAUCUUGGAAUCUUCUGUGGAAGAUUCCCAAGAUAGCCGAUUGUGCAGUUUGCAAGAUAUCGGUGGCCACGUGAUGAAAAUUCCCUUUGUCGGUUUUCAGAUCAUGCUCUUCAUGUACUUGGAGGGAACUCCGCCCGGUGCUAAGUAUAUUCCGAUCCCGCUUUUGUUUUCUCCUCUUCUUCUUUUGCAAGGAGCUGGAUUUUUGUUUGCCAUGUAUCGAUUUUUUGAGAAAGUCAUGUUGGUAUUACACGAUGGAGUUGAUACAGGAAGUAGUUUUAGACUACCUGCAACUGCUUACGACUAUAUGGGAUUUCUGCGUCGUGGAUCGAGGUUACUAGGUUGGUGGUCAAUUGAUGAAGGAAGUCGAGAGGAGCAAGCUCGUCUAUAUUGUGCAUUGGAUUCUGGGUACAAUACAUUUUCACCUGAUACAGUAAAGAAAAUGCCGAAGGCUGAGCUCGCUAAGGAGAUAUGGAAGCUUCAAUCGGCACUCGCUGCACAAACCGAGAUCACAAAUAUUAGCCAGGAGGAGUUUGAAAGACUUCAAAAUGAAAAAAUCUUGUGUCGAGUUUGCUUUGAUGAACAUAUAAACGUAGUCCUACUCCCUUGCAGACACUACGUCCUUUGCAGUACAUGCUGCGUAAAGUGCAAGAGAUGUCCGAUAUGCCGUGUACAUGUUGAAGAGCGUAUAGUGGUACAUGAUGAUGUAUAGCUCGACUUGUAUAUUAUUAUAUAUUAUACUACAGUUUUAAGCAUCGAUUAGGUGGUGAUUUCGCAAGUUUUUUUAUUUCAUCGAAGUCACUACAGCGUCGUAUGUAAAUGUAAUUCUAUGAAUAUUAUUUUAUGUUAACAUAAUGUUUGGCUGAUUAGUUGGUUAAAGUUAGAAUAGUUUGUUGGAAUACUAUGAUUUAUACAUUUGUGUAUAGGCUUGUUGGUGGUGGUUUUAUUGUAGGAUUUUGUGCAAUUGGAUGGAAUAUUUUUUUUUUAU